This is a messenger RNA of Saccharomyces mikatae IFO 1815, 2427 nucleotides long. It is a transcript of the gene PRK1, whose product is annotated as serine/threonine protein kinase PRK1. Gene Ontology annotation, biological process: actin cortical patch assembly; peptidyl-threonine phosphorylation; protein autophosphorylation. The record is from RefSeq and is a predicted model, not a curated record. Gene Ontology annotation, cellular component: cytoplasm. The coding region runs from base 1 to 2427 and encodes 808 amino acids. Gene Ontology annotation, molecular function: protein serine/threonine kinase activity; ATP binding. Lineage: Eukaryota; Fungi; Ascomycota; Saccharomycetes; Saccharomycetales; Saccharomycetaceae. The transcript has a single exon.
AUGAAUGCUCCACAGAUUAGCCUGUAUGAACCUGGGACAAUAUUGACUGUCGGAUCACAUCACGCCAAGAUCAUCAAAUAUCUUACAAGUGGAGGGUUUGCACAGGUCUAUACUGCUGAAAUUUCACCUCCUGAUCCAUAUACCAAUGCCAAUAUAGCAUGUUUGAAAAGGGUCAUUGUCCCCGAUAAACAAGGUUUGAAUACUUUGAGAGCUGAAGUAGAUGCUAUGAAACUCCUGAAAAAUAAUAAGCACGUUGUUUCUUACAUAGACUCUCAUGCAGCAAAAUCAGUAAAUGGUGUAGCGUAUGAGGUAUUUGUAUUAAUGGAAUUUUGUGAACGUGGAGGACUUAUAGAUUUUAUGAACACUAGAUUACAAAAUAGAUUACGAGAGUCAGAAAUAUUGGAAAUCAUGAGCCAGACGGUUCAGGGUAUUGCCGCCAUGCACGCUCUACAACCACCGUUAAUUCAUCGAGACAUCAAAAUUGAGAAUGUACUUAUUUCCCAUAAUGGCCUGUAUAAAGUCUGUGAUUUUGGUUCCGUUUCCGGUGUAAUAAGGCCACCUAGAAAUACACAAGAGUUUAACUACGUUCAGCAUGAUAUCUUAACAAAUACUACAGCGCAGUAUAGGUCACCUGAAAUGAUCGAUUUGUAUAGAGGUUUGCCUAUUGAUGAAAAAUCUGACAUUUGGGCUCUGGGCAUCUUUCUUUAUAAAAUAUGCUACUAUACCACACCAUUUGAAAAAAGUGGCGAAGCUGGCAUACUGCAUGCAAGAUACCAAUAUCCACCUUUCCCUCAGUACAGUGAUAGAUUAAAAAACUUGAUACGCCUGAUGUUAAUGGAAACACCGUCAAAAAGACCAAAUAUUUGUCAAGUUUUGGAGGAGGUUUCCAGGCUACAGAUUAAACCUUGUCCAAUUCGAAAUUUUUACUUACUAAGAGCAAUGAGUCAGACUGCGCAAUUAGCAAGCGAACCACCUUCUAUGAAGUAUGUCCCAACACAGAAAUUUCUUCCUGCACAAGGCCUGCAAAGUAUGAAGCCAAUAUCGAAUAUGAUUCCUGUAAGUCAUGUCAGAACUACCCCCAAUCUGAGCACAUUACCUAGAUCUAUUGACGAUAACAAUAUGACAGAUGUAACAAAACAAAUUUCCUUACAGUUUGUGGGCGAUUCAAAUGUGGAUACUCCCUUAAAGAAAACGAAAUCCGUUCCACUCUCUGAUGAUUUUGCAUCACUAUAUUAUAGAGAACUACAUCCUUUUCAAAAGUCGCAAACUUUUAAAUCAGUGGAGAACUUCCAGUCUCCACAAAGAAGGUCAAUGCCGCCAUCAUCACUUCCUCCUGCUAACAGCAUUAUUUUAGAUAAAACACCUACAAUGAACCGUCCAAAUAACUAUGUUGAUUCGGAGACGCAAACUACAGAUAUCAUAACCAUGUCUGGUUCAAAACUAUCACCUGCCCUUACGAACAAACCAGUAAAUUCCCAAAAAGAAUUUAUCGCCCCAGAGAAUGUGAGUGGAGGCAACAUUGUGCGUUCACUAAGCUCUAAGUUGAAGAAAGUUAUCACUGGGGAGUCUCGCGGUAGUUCUCCAAUUAAAUCAAGGCAAAAUACUGGUGACAGUACUAGGUCCGCACUUGGUAUGCUUCGCCAUGGAUUCACAGGAAGUUCAAUGAACAACAACAGGUCAGCUUCUUUUGAUAGCAAUAAUGGUAGCAGUAAUAACAAUAGUGUGAACAGGAGAUUGGGCUCGUCGUCGACUUCAUCAUUGUCUGUUUUCAAUCCUGAUACUAAAAGACAAGAGGAAAUAGAUAAAAAACAGAAAUUAGAAAACCGGCGUAGCAUGCCUUCUUCGAUUUUGUCAGAUUUUGACCAGCAUGAAAGAAUUAACUCAAGAACUGGAUCAAGAGAUUAUUACAGAUCUCACUCUCCAGUCAAGAAAAUACAAACAACAUCAAAAUCGGCACCGAAGCCCAUUACAAAACCAGUUAUUGGCGAUAUCAACAUAAAUCAGGAAAAGAAGGAAUCGAUCCAAAGAAGAGUGCAUAACUUACUAAAGAGUUCUGAAGAUCCUUUGACAUACAAAUCCGCAUCAGGGUAUGGUAAAUAUACGGAUACUGACACAGAAACCUCUAAUCGACAUUCAAGUGUGAGAAUAACACCAAUUACCGAAGAAAAAUUCAAAAGCCGCAAUAAAAAUGGACUGUCAAACAAUAAGACGAAGGACAAUGAUAGACAUAAAUCAAGACCACCGCGCCCACCUCCCAAACCAUUACAUUUAAGAGCAGAAAUUCAGAAGGUAAGAAGUUCUAGUCGUUUACACUCCGGAGAACUCUCAAGUGAAAGAAUUUCCAGUGAUGCCACUGAGACUAUCGUUGAAGUUAACGUAGAUGACUUAGAAGCUGAUUUCAGAAAAAGGUUUCCUAGUAAAGUGUAA